CCAUCCCUACGCUGCUCGCUGGCUACACCUGUCUUGUAAUAUAAUAAACAGCGAAUUAUUCUGAGUUGUUCUCUGGCCUGACCAACAGAACCCUCACUCUUGACCCCGGCAGGCCCGUCUAGCUUUUUCUUGGCAUCCAUCGACAGGUCCUGAAGACCAAUAAGAGGCCCCUUCUCCCUUUGCUAUCGUAAUUAGCGUUCAUGCCGUUGGCAACGAUCCACUCGUUAAAUGAGGAUGCGGGGGCCCCGGAACCGUCCGCUUGGGACUAUGUGGAUGAGAAUAAAAGUGAUCCUUCAUCCGCUGUUUAAAGGUCAUGGGGAAGAAGGGGAAGGGGGAGACAGAGAGAGGGGGGUUUAUGGAUACCGGCUUCGCAUCAAACUUACAUCUCUCGAUUUCAGACGGUAAUCAAUAAUGGCGCACUUGAAGACAUCUGCGCUUCUCACGGCUCUGCUGAGCGUAUGCGCCGGAGCCCAACAACUCGGCUCGGUGAUGGACACACCCGCAACAGUAACAGCACCACGGUCGUCCCUAUCGUAUACCAGAGUGAGCUCGCUCCUCGACACCAUCAUCUCCCGCGGGUACCUCAACGUCGGCACGACGGGUGACUACAAGCCCUUCACGUACCUCGUCAUGAACAACACGACCGGGGACGCCACUUCCACAGCCACCAUCACGACCUACGUCGGCGCCGACAUCGACGCCGCCCACUCCCUGUCCAGCGCCCUCGGCCUCGCGGAACCGCCGCGGCUCGUGCCCACCAAGUGGGCCAACGUCACCAGCGACCUGAUAGCCGGCAAGUACGACAUCGCCAUGGGCGGCGUCAGCCUGACCCUCGAACGCGCCAGGACCGUCUUCUUCUCCACCGCCAUCCAGCGCGUGGGCAAGACGGCGGCCAUCCGCUGCGCCGACGCGGACAAGUACAAGAACCUCGAGUCGCUGGACAAGUCCGGCGUCCGGAUCGCCGUCAACCCGGGCGGCACCAACGAGGCCUUUGACCGCGUGAACAUCAAGACGGCGACCAUCGUGCUGGUCGAUGACAAGAACGCCGUCUACCAGACGAUCCUGGACGGCAAGGCCGACGCCGUCAUCUCGGACCUCAUCGAGGUCCAGUUGCAGGUCAAGAUGCACGAGGGCGAGAUAUGCCUCACCCAGCUGGAUGUGCCGUUCAACUUUGAGGAGCUGGGGUACGCCAUCCCCAGGGACAUUGUCUGGAAGCAGUUUGUCGACAGCUGGGUCAACGUGCAGCUUGGGAGCGGUGCCUGGAACCAGACACUCAAUAAAUGGCUGGGCUACAUGUGGCCGAACGUAUAGA
This is a messenger RNA of Colletotrichum destructivum, 1312 nucleotides long. RefSeq names its product Putative solute-binding protein family 3/ domain of MltF. The coding region runs from base 412 to 1311 and encodes 299 amino acids. The record is from RefSeq and is a predicted model, not a curated record. The transcript has a single exon. Lineage: Eukaryota; Fungi; Ascomycota; Sordariomycetes; Glomerellales; Glomerellaceae.